AUGAAUGAGACCCUGUCAGAUCAGCUGGACAACGCUUCUCGGCGCAUCAUUGCGUCGUUGGGGAUCGAAGGAUCUCGUCUUCGUCUGUGCUCUGCCGUGCAGCACCGAUCCUUCCUUAUGCGGUCUUGGCAUCGCAAUUCCUGUGCUUGUGCUGAACCCCAAGUCCAAGGUUGUCUGUCUUGUCUUACCAAGUUCAAUUUCACCGACCCCAUAUUUCGACCCGACAGUCUGGGACGGGUCGGGUCUUUAACCAAAGCGGCACGGACAACAGGGAUUGUGGCUGGCCUCACUUCCCGGGUGGCUGCUGAUAAGAUGCUUGCUGGCCCCGUCAGACGACAGCGUGUCAAUAAUCCACAGGAUAUUGGAGACCAAAUAUGUACAAGUACUCUCUUUAUCAGCGACAAUGGCCAGUAUCUUGUACCGUUCGAGUAUAAACAGCUUAGGCAACCAGCCGGAAAUGUGUUCGUCGUAGUCAUUCAAGACGAAAAUUGCGCUUGA
Messenger RNA from Fusarium venenatum, 498 nucleotides. The record is from RefSeq and is a predicted model, not a curated record. NCBI's taxonomy places the organism in Eukaryota, Fungi, Ascomycota, Sordariomycetes, Hypocreales, Nectriaceae.